ACCUGCGCGCAACAGAGCCACGGCACAGGACGCCGAAUACUCAGCUGCAAGACAUGGCGAGGUUAAGCGAGCAUGGGAUUCGCCUGAGUUCCAUGAGUCCUUCCUUCCUCAACAGCAACUCCACAAGUCACACUUGGCCGUUCAGCGCUGUGGCAGAGUUAAUAGAUAAUGCAUCCGAUCCUGGUGUGUCUGCGAAACAGAUCUGGAUAGAUGCAGUGAAUGAAGCUGAUCACCUCUGCAUCACCUUCACUGAUAAUGGCAGCGGCAUGACCCCCAACAAACUGCACAAGAUGCUCAGCUUUGGUUUCACAGAAAAGGGCUCAGGUAAAGCCAGUCUGCAGGCCAUCGGCGUGUACGGUAACGGCUUCAAGUCUGGUUCGAUGCGUCUGGGUCGUGAUGCCCUAAUCUUCACCAAAAACGGUGGCUGUCAGACUGUGGGAAUGCUGUCUCAGACCUACCUGGAAAACAUCAAAGCCCAGGCUGUCAUCGUCCCCAUCGUCCCCUUCAACCAACUAACCAAGUCGCUGGUUGUAACUGAGGAUUCGGAGGCCAGCCUGGCAGCCAUCCUCCAGCACUCCAUCGUCAACUCCCUGGAACAGAUACAGAAACACUUUGACUCAAUUCUCUCCAAAAAAGGCACCAAGAUAUUAAUCUGGAACAUCCGCAGAGCCAAAGAUGGUAAGACGGAGAUCGACUUUGAGACUGAUCCGAGUGACUUUCGUUUGCCUGAGAUUCAGAUUGAAGAACUGAAGAAGGGCCCGAGGAACAGCGGAUCAUUGAGACCUGAGCACAACAUCCCAGACAUGCAUUACAGUCUCAGGGCCUAUCUGAGCAUCUUGUACCUGAAGCCGAGGACACAAGUGAUACUGAGGGGGAGGAAGAUUCUGACCAAGCUGGUGUCAAAGAGGCUGAUACACAUCGAGCACGACGUGUACAAACCUCACUUCAGUAAAGAGAAGGUGAAGGUGACCUUCGGGCUGAACCCCAAAAACAAGGACCACUACGGCAUCAUGAUGUACCACAAGAAUCGGCUCAUCAAAGCGUAUGAGAAAGUCGGCUGCCAGCUUAAGGCUUCGGGUCAAAGAGCAGGAAUCGGGGUCAUCGGCAUCAUCGAGUGCAACUUUCUCAAACCUGCUCAUAACAAGCAAGACUUUGAAUACACCAAAGAAUACAGACUUACCCUCGGAGCUUUGGGACUAAAACUCAACGACUACUGGAAAGAGGUGACGGAGAAGAAGGCCAGAGAGCGAGAGUUUCAGGCUGUAGACAGAGAUGAAAACAGCGCUGAUGAGGGUCCCAUGUGGUUACAGUGUGAAGAGUGUCUGAAGUGGAGAAGCGUCCCUGCGAGUCAUUAUGAUGUCACUCCUGAAAACUGGAACUGCAGCCAGAAUCCCAACCCACGUUACAGAAGCUGCUCUUCACCAGAGGAAGCAGAGGACAGCGAGGAGCUGUUAACACCCAGCUACCAGAAGAACCACAAGAAACUAGAGCACCCCAAAAGCAGAAAACGAGAAAAGUCAUUAGAGGUUUGUCAGUUCCAGGAACCAGCAGCUAAACAUCAAAGCCUCUCACGCAGCUCAUCAGAACCAGUCCAGCCCACCUUCCAGGACACACACACACCUGAGCAUGCAACCACCGUGCUUCGGCGUCAUACAGAUGAUACGACACUUAAGCAUGCUGAGACAAACACAGAUCGCCUCACAGAUCAUCGCCGAGACACACUCACAAAUGAUGCACAGACACAGUCGGUCACGUACAUGGAAGAGAAACCUGCUGGAAGUUACACAGGCAUUAAAGACAAGAAUGAAACCAACGUGGGAGAGACGCUUGUGGAAAAUGAAACAAACGCUCAGAAGCUUGGAGAUGAAGAAGAGUGUCACAAAAAGAAAAACGUGGAGGAGCACACGGACACUUUAAGCCACAAGAGGUCGUCAGAAUCAUUACCUUACUUUGUGAAGAAGAAGCGCUACCUUUGCGAGGACCAGCAGCCUGACUCAACAAAUCUACCAGAUGAGCUGCUUACAGGGAAACAAGCAAACAUAUUCAAGAUAGUGUCCACAGAAACUAACAGAAAGGACAGCGGAGGCCGAGCAGAGAAUUCAGACACACUGCAGCAAACCCCCAGCAGCCUCACCUGGACCCACUUGUCCGCCUCCACCCAGACUGUGGUGGUUUCCCCGCUGAGCCGAACAGAAGGUUCACACAGCAGGACGCUGCGUUCAGAAGCAGGCGAACGGGAAGCCAAAGUGCAGAGGCUGGCCGGGUUGGAGAAGGAGGUUCAUAGGCUGCGGAGCCUUCUGGGUCUGCAAAUCACAAAGACAAGUCAAUGCACAAUGACGUGUUCUGACAGCAGCUCAGAAGAGCCAAAACAAAAGGCGGUGAGAUCGUCAGCAUCCUCAGCAAGUACAGAGGUCGGCUGCCAAACAGACAUGGCUGAGUGCUCUACUUCCUCAUCCUCCGGUCCAGUUCAGGCUGCAGGACCCCAGGGGCUGCUGGUCCAGGCUCAGAAAGCUGUAUCAGAGCCAAAGGAUCAGUCCGAGCAGAACAAAGCCAAGAAGAAUGAGAGUCAGAGCAGAACGAAAGUCAGUGACAGCGAGGACUGUGAGGACAACAGAUCAGCACAGGAGAAUCUCCGCGACAUCCGCAACAACGUGGUGGUUCUUCUCACGGCCCUGCUGCCCCAACUAGACCUGGCCGGCAUCAGUAUGGAGACCACCGAUGUAGACAACAUCCUGCAGCAGAUCAUUGAGGUCAACUCACUAAAACUAUGAUCAGGACUCAUCUCAAGAGGAAGAUGUCUUUAGUGACUUGUUUUUUUUGUAAUUUUUUUAUACAAAGUUUGGUUUGAUACAACUAUGUGUAAGCUACAUAUACAGCAUGCUGUUGUAAUUAUCUUUAAAUGCUCCCUUGGAAGUCAGUGUCAUGUUUGAGUGAAAGGAUAUGACCUGGUCCAAAAAUAACUUCAAGAUUCCUCAUUGUAGUGCAGGAGACCAUCCAGAUGGUUGGUUGAUGUGUUUCAAAUGCAUCGAAGUCUUGAUAAGUGUGUUGUUCUGUUGUUUGUUUUACUUCUGUUUUAUUGAAAUAAACCACUUAUGUUUUCUAUCAUCAGUUCUAUCUAACUGAUGAAGUAGUUUGUUUACUUAUAACUAAUAAAGAAGAAUCCACAUGUUUGCAUUAAAAUACUGAAUCUACUUAUUGUUUACUGCCUCUUAGCUUUUAAACCAUGUGCUCUACAUCAGUGUGGUGCAGUACCUGUUUUCACCAAAAGGUGUCAGCAAAGCCUGCUAAAGAAAACGUGUUUCUCAUGUCCACAUUUUGACAAUACAGUCAUUCUCUGUAUAAUUGUGUGAAAACUAACUUGUAUUGUUUGUUUAGUGUAGUGUGUAUGUUAUUAUAUUGUAGUCCAUCAUUAACAGUGCACCACACGUUCUGGCAGGUUUGCUAGAGGCUAGAACUUCUCUGUUAUCUGACAACAUCUAUACAGCAGCAGAUAUGAAGCUAUUUGCUGCAUGCACUACUAAAGGUGACAAGACAUAUUCAUGUAGAAUUAAAGUUUAUUACGACAAGCAAUUUAAAGUACUGGUUUCUGAACUCCUUAUAGCCUAUUAAUAACAACAGUUGUGCAGUUCAGAAAAUGUGCAAACCAAUACUUCAAUACAUAGCAAAGUAAGCAAGUAAUGUCAAAGUAAACAAGCUGUUGAUAAAUGAACUGUAGUAGAGAUGCUCCAGCAAGGAUCAAGCUGUACACUGUAAAACAAACAAAAAAGUCUCUAAAAAGUUUAAAAACAUGGUGAAAAUCUGGCAGCUAUGACAAAAAAUACAUUAAAGUGUGGUGGAAUACUUCAAAUAUUGAAAACAUGUAAAAUGAAAACAUUUUUAAGCUAAUUUAAAUAUAGUAAAACUAAAGAACAAAUUGCUACUUGUAAAAAUAUUCACUUUUGAUAUUGACAUUGUUUACAGUUUUGAUCUGUUGUUUGCUGUUUUCUACAGUCAACAUUUAAAGUAAACCCUAAUUCUCAGAUUUUACUACAUAUUGUAUGUAACUUAAUAAAUUAGAGAAAUCUGUAAAAUAACACUUCACCAUUUUUCAAUCCUUGAUAAACAUUUUUUUUAAAUGCAAAUACAUGUAAAAAUUGUAUGUUCAACUGACCAAAACAGGGAACAUCUUCAGUUAAAAACUGUUAAAACCUCUUUACAAUGUUGUUUUUUUUAUUGAUUUAUUUUACAAUCAACGUGGAAAUGAAUACUUUUUCCCUUGCUUUUUCUAGGUAUUAUGUGUAAUUAAUGAUCAGGGAAAUUGGUUAAAUGAUAGUUCCUGAUAUAUAUGAUUCAAAUUUCAUAUAAAUCUGCAAAAUGGCAAAAGAUAGUUGAUAUGUGCAAUUGAACAAAUUAUCUGCAAACUACAAACUUCUUGAUCCAAAAAUGUAAGUUCAAAACAAUAUGUAACGUUUUCUUUUCAUUUUUAACAGUGUAGCAGGAUAAAUGUCAGAUGUUUUUCACAACCUGGCAACCUAAAAUACUGUUAACAAGUGGUUAUUUAGUCAAACUGUUCCAAAAGUUACAGCUAAAAAAUGUUUAAAAAAAUAAAUAAAUCCUAAAACUUU
Molecule: messenger RNA, 4604 nt
Organism: Acanthochromis polyacanthus (spiny chromis)
Lineage: Eukaryota; Metazoa; Chordata; Actinopteri; Pomacentridae
Exons: 17
Coding region: 54-2771 (905 amino acids)
Cellular component (GO): nucleoplasm; nucleus
Molecular function (GO): zinc ion binding; ATP hydrolysis activity
Source: RefSeq, a predicted model, not a curated record